AUGAAAAAUCAGGAAACUAAUGAAGCUGAGCUUCAUUUUUGGUCACGAUUGAGGAGGAAUAUAGUGGAUAUAUUUCAUGGAGAUGAUAUGUUACAUAUACGGCAGAGGAAGUUAGAUGAUGAGUAUGGGAUAGAGGUUGUUAAGGAUGAGCAGAAUAUAUACUCUACUUUAAAUCCCAAUGUUCAGACGAAACAUUCGUUACGUCUUGGAGAUAAUUUUGAUAAGUUAACAGAUAAUGUAGAGAUGAAAUUGCAAGAUAAAGAUAUGGAAGAUAGUUCUAACAGUAAUUCGGAUCCUACACCUGCAGAAACUACACAUAGGAUAAUUGAUGAUUGUUCUUCAUAUGAUAAUACUUCGAUACUGUUUGGUGAUCCGCCCCAACGACAAUCGAAUAGAGUUACAAUUUUAGUAGGUUUUUUCGUUGCUGUGGGUGGAUUUUUGUAUGGUUACGAUACUGGUUUAAUUAAUAGCAUUGUUGAUAUGCAAUAUGUGCGAGAACACUUUUCGUCAAAUCAUGAUAAUUUUACUGCCGAGCAAUUGGCUAUUAUUGUUUCUUUCCUUUCUUUGGGGACUUUCUUUGGGGCUUUAACUGCUCCUGUAAUCUCAGAUAGAUGUGGUAGAAAGACAGUUAUUAUUCUAAGUACGUUGAUUAUUUUCCUUACUGGUAACACAAUUCAAAUCUCUUCAAAUGGGGUUGUUUUAUUAGUCAUUGGAAGAGUGAUAUCCGGGUUUUCAGUUGGAUUGAUAUCGGCAGUGGUUCCAUUAUAUCAGAGUGAAGCUGCCAUUAAAUAUUUAAGAGGUGCCAUUAUUUCAACAUUUCAGUGGGCCAUUACUUGGGGUCUACUAGUCUCAAGUGCAGUCAGUCAAGCCACAUACACAAUAGACAAAGCUGCAUCGUAUAGAAUUCCGAUAGGUCUUCAGUAUAUUUGGGCUUGUUUCUUAGGUAUCGGUAUGUUCUUCUUACCUGAGAGUCCAAGAUAUUAUGUCUUGAAAGAUAAGCUCGAUAAAGCAGCAAGUUCUUUAUCGUUCUUAAGACGUGUACCAGUUCAUGAUUCUGGUUUGCUGGAGGAAUUAGUUGAAAUUAAAGCUACAUACGACUAUGAGAUGUCAUUUGGUUCCUCAACUCUACUUGAUUGUUUCAGAUCCAGCAAAACCAGACCUAAACAAACAUUAAGAAUGUUUACCGGUAUAUUAUUACAGGUAUUUCAACAAUUUUCAGGCAUUAAUUUCAUUUUCUACUAUGGGGUUAAUUUUUUUAGUAGAACAGGAAUAGAAAAUAGUUACAGAAUUUCAUUAAUUACUUAUGCAGUAAAUGUCGCAUUUACCAUCCCAGGUCUAUUUUUAGUUGAUCGUGUUGGUAGAAGAAAUUUAUUGUUAUAUGGUGGCAUUGGUAUGGCUAUCUCGAAUUUUAUUAUCGCUAUUGUCAGUUUUGCUGAUGAGCAUGUAAUAAAUAAUAGAGUAAUGAUUGCUUUCAUCUGUAUUUUCAUUGUAUGCUUUACUUCUAGUUGGGGUAUUAUAGUUUGGGUCCUUUCUGCGGAACUAUAUCCAUUGGGUGUGAGAUCAAAAUGUGUUGCUAUCUGUGCGGCAUCAAAUUGGUUAGUAAAUUUCAUUUGUGCAUUUAUUACACCUUAUAUUGUGAAUAUUACAUCACACACGUAUACAAUUGGGCCAAGAAUUUUCUUUCUCUGGGGAGCUUUGAAUGCUGUUGGUGUUGUAGUAGUUUAUUUUACUGUUUAUGAAACGAAGGGGCUAACAUUAGAAGAGAUUGACGAAUUAUUCUCUGAAUGCCCAAACAGUAUAUCAUCUCCCAAAUGGAAUAAGAAGAUAAGGGAAAGAAAGUUGGCUAAGAGGAAUCAACACAAUGGAGGUAAGAUGAGAGACUAUUACUACGAGAAUAAUGCCACACCAAAUGUAUUGACAAGUUCUAUAUUAGAAAAUGAGUCUGAAUUUCAAAAUAGGAAGAUUAAGCAUAUCAAGGAUUUUGAUGGAACAUUUGCUAUGUCAGUAAGUGAAGGUACUACAAAGAUGGCCCAAAGUUGUCAUGAAAGACAAGGAACUAUGUCAUCAACUACUGAUUUUGAUGAGUUUGCUACGAAUACGGUAGAUUUGGGUAAUGGGUUUGCAUUAAACCCAUACAGUAGAGGCCCUCCUUCUAUUCCUACGGAUUCUAGUGAUGAAAGUGAUGAAAGCAAUGAACCUGGAAGAGAUACAACUGCUGCUACUAAUAAUAAUGGCAUUAAUAAAAACAACAAAAACAACAACAACAAUAAUAUUAAUAAUAAUAAUAAUAAUAAUAAUAAUAAAAGUAAUGACGAUGAUGACGAUGAUGACGAUGAUAACAGAAACAACAAUAAUAAUUAUAAUAACAUUCACAUAAACAAUUUGCAUGACUAUUCCAAUUACCUUGGACAAGAAAUUGAUUACACAAGAAGUUUCGAGAGCACAACUACUAAUCCUAAUCUUUCUCGAGCUACGACAGCAAAUCAAAGCAUUUUUGAAUAA
Vanderwaltozyma polyspora DSM 70294 is the source of this 2502-nucleotide messenger RNA. Its product is annotated as sugar porter family MFS transporter. The transcript has a single exon. The record is from RefSeq and is a predicted model, not a curated record. Gene Ontology annotation, cellular component: membrane. Lineage: Eukaryota; Fungi; Ascomycota; Saccharomycetes; Saccharomycetales; Saccharomycetaceae. Gene Ontology annotation, molecular function: carbohydrate:proton symporter activity. Gene Ontology annotation, biological process: carbohydrate transport; transmembrane transport. Bases 1 to 2502 code for a protein of 833 amino acids.